This is a messenger RNA of Lycium barbarum (goji berry), 675 nucleotides long. RefSeq lists its product as uncharacterized. The record is from RefSeq and is a predicted model, not a curated record. Lineage: Eukaryota; Viridiplantae; Streptophyta; Magnoliopsida; Solanales; Solanaceae. The coding region runs from base 1 to 675 and encodes 224 amino acids. The transcript has a single exon.
AUGGUGUCGUUCGAGCCUUUAUAUGGUAGAAGGUGUCGUUCUCCUAUUGGGUGGUUUGAUGCUUUUGACGUUUGCCCUUGGGGUACAUAUUUUCUUAGAAAGUCUUUGGACAAGGUGAAGCUUAUUCAGGAAAAGCUUCUAGCAGCUCAAAGCCGGGAAAAGAUGUAUGCGGUCCGGAAGGUUCAGGAUUUAGAUUUUAUGGAGGGUGAGCAGGUUCUUUUGAAGAUUUCACCCAUGAAGGCUGUUAUGAGGUUUAGAAAGAGGGGCAAGUUGAGCCAGAGGGACAUUGGUCCAUUUGAGAUUCUCCCUCGUGUGGGUGAUGUUGCUUAUGAGUUAGCCUUGCCACCAGGCCUGUCAGGUGUUCAUCUUAUUUUCUAUGUUUCUAUGCUAAAGAGGUAUCAUUCAGACGGGACUUAUAUUGUUUGUUGGGAUUCAGUGUUUCUUGAAGAGAAUAUGUCCUACGAGAAAGAGCCUAUUAUGAUCUUGGAUAGGCAAGUCAGAAAAUUGAGGUCUAAGGAGAUAGCUUCUGUUAAGCUUCAAUGGAUGCAUCGUCCUGUUGAGGAGGUCACAUGGGAGAUCGAGUCAGAUAUGUGUGCCAGAUAUCUCCAGUUGUUUGCUGACUCAGGUACUUCCCCCGUUUCCUUCCUUGCCAUUCGAGAACAAGUGAUUGUUUAA